This is a messenger RNA of Exophiala dermatitidis NIH/UT8656, 1386 nucleotides long. Its product is annotated as initiator tRNA phosphoribosyl transferase. Gene Ontology annotation, molecular function: tRNA adenosine(64)-2'-O-ribosylphosphate transferase activity. The record is from RefSeq and is a predicted model, not a curated record. Gene Ontology annotation, cellular component: cytoplasm. NCBI's taxonomy places the organism in Eukaryota, Fungi, Ascomycota, Eurotiomycetes, Chaetothyriales, Herpotrichiellaceae. Gene Ontology annotation, biological process: charged-tRNA amino acid modification. The transcript is spliced from 2 exons. The coding region runs from base 1 to 1386 and encodes 461 amino acids.
AUGUCACCUGCAGACUUUCCAACGAGGCUAGCUGAUCUCACAUUGAAUGACGCCAGCCUCAAUCCGUCCUUGUAUGCCAGCCUUAGAUCGAUUCGCAAGUCUACGCUGUCGAUCACGAACCGUCUCAACUCUGUUUUAGCCGACGCCAAAUUCGCCAAGCAAGUAUCUGAACACUAUCAACUGCCGUUGGUCGCCAACGAGAGGUGCGGCAGCUGGUAUAUAGAACCGAGAGAUAAAGUUGGCAGUGCUUACUUCAAAAGUACGGAUGGGCAUCACGGACAGUGGGACUUCUCGCUGCGGAGACUGAAUCUUCAGCUCCUCCCGCUACUAGGACAGCAUGGUGGCGCUAUAGUGGUGGAUUCUACCCGGCGAGGCAAGAAUCUGCCAGAUGCGUUCAGUAAGACUGUGCCUAUAUGGGUGGCAGUGAUUAACAGAGUGCUCUUUCCCGAACUCCCUUCGACCCACAGUCUGCAGCACCCACCUCCGCCGGAUGACUUGGGCCUGUCUGAGAUAUCACAGAUCGAGGCGCGUCUGGCAGGGUUUGCACGGUCUUUCAAAGCGCUAGGGCUGGAUGCGGCAAACCUUCGCAACCAGCUGAAGUGUCCAAUCCGAAUUGAAUGGGCCAUAAAUGGUCGAUUUACUGGCGAAGAUGAGUUUAACGAGGCCGAGACUGGAGACAAUGUUGAGAAAUGGAAUCACUUGGUUCUCUGCUCAGCGUCUCGCCGGGUCCAUGGCGCAGAAGUGUCUGAAGGCGGUUACAUCCAGGGAGCUGGUGACGACCAUGAGGGAUGGGCGCAUGGCCUUACCGCGCAACUGUUCUGGAAGUACAAAGACGAGCUGCUACAGACGCCAGAAGCCGAUCUUCCCAGUUUGAUUGAAGAGUUGCUCGGCCGCUGCGUGGACGAAAAUGCCGGCGGUUCCGAGUUCACAAGAAUCGACCCAACUUCAAACAUUCAUAUCAAAGUUGGACCCGCCUCUGGUCUCGACGCGUUCGAUCUCAUCAUCAAUUGUGAAGGAGAUGUCCCUCCGUCAACUAGACAAUUGGAUUUGAAAUGUCGAUCGGGAAAAUUAGGGAGCAAGGACCUUCGGGAUAAGCUGGGGUUGGUCACUGACACUGUCCGAGCACAGCUCAACAAGAACAAAGACAGCCAAAUAUUGGUCACCUGUUCCAACGGGAAAGACCUUUCUGCUGGUGUUGCGGUUGCAAUUUUAUGUCUCUUCUACGACGACAAAGGUCGAGUACGGGAGGACAACAUCACCCCUAGCGUUGACAAGCAGCUUGUUAAACAGCGGUUAGCCUGGAUCACAUACUCGAAAGCAGAUGUUAAUCCUUCGAGGGCUACAUUGCAGGCCGUCAAUUAUGUUCUGAUGCAACGCCCUGACUGA